ACCACUGUGCUAAAAUGGCAUUAAUUUAAAAUGCUAAAAAAAGAAUCAUUUUUAAACUUAAAAUCUUUGCAAAAACAUAACAAACAAAGCAAACCAAAUAGCUCUUCUUCUUGCUGCCAUUUGCACUUCAACCUCAAAAGCUUUCCACCACUCUUUCUACUUCAACCACAUAGAUACAUCAUGACCACCAUUAAUGGAGCUUAGCUACAGUUCAAAUAUUUAACUUAAACCUUGUUGUAGAAUCUCACAUCGCUCACUCACCGACUAUCAUCGGGCGGCUUGGUACCACCGGUUAGCCGACGGCCGAUCAUCAUCUUAUCACACGCACACAAUGAUGAAGCUGUAAGUUUGACUUGGUUUUCAAAACACUAUUUUUACACUAAAAGAAGCAUAUCUGAAAUCCAUCUUUUUUGGUGUAGUGGUAUCACAUGCAUGGUUUCAAAACAUUGGUGUGAAAUUUAAGUAUCCUCCACCAUUUCCACAGAAACCUCCUUCUUCACAUGCAUGUUGUCUCCUAGUUUUGGACUUUCACCACCACCACAACAACAAGAACCAGAGAAAGAUUCUCCAUUUUCAAUCCUCAUUUCUUAACAACAAACCAGUUUUCACCAUCAGCAAAACUCGACAUUGACUAUUUUUCAUUUUUGUUUCCCCAUAAACACCAAACAUGGAAAAACUCACCCAUUUCCAUACCACCACCGCUUCUUCUUAUUCUUCUCUGUUUAAUAUCUUUUCCUUGUUCUUGUUCUGUUUAAUAACUCUCUGUCUUUCUUCUUCUUCUUCUUCUUCUUCAUCUCUGUCUUCUGAUGGAGAAGCUCUUCUUUCCCUUCUUUCUUCUGUUGAUCCUUCUGUUAAAGAAACCUCCUCUGUUCUUUCCUCAUGGAACCCAUCAAGCUCAACACCAUGUUCAUGGCAAGGGAUUACUUGCUCUCCACAAAACAGAGUCAUUUCCCUUUCUCUGCCAAACAUUUUCCUCAACCUUUCCUCUCUUCCUUCUCAGCUCUCUUCCCUCUCAUCUCUGCAACUUCUUAACCUCUCAUCCACCAAUGUCUCUGGUGCUAUUCCACCAUCUUUUGGCCAACUCACUAAUCUUCGUGUUCUCGACCUCUCUUCCAAUUCCCUUUUCGGUUCCAUUCCUUCAGAGCUCGGGAAUCUCGUCUCUCUUCAGUUCCUUUUCUUGGACUCCAACAGAUUGUCUGGUAGGAUACCUCCGCAGCUCUCAAACCUCACUUCAUUGCAAGUUCUUUGUCUGCAAGACAAUCUCAUAAACGGUUCAAUACCAUCGCAAUUAGGCUCUUUGCUUUCUCUCCAACAGUUUCGUGUCGGUGGCAAUCCAUAUCUAACCGGAGAGAUUCCAUCACAGUUAGGAUCGCUGACUAAUCUUACUACAUUUGGCGCUGCUGCAACUGGACUUUCCGGUGUGAUUCCAGCAACAUUUGGGAAGUUGAUCAAUCUCCAAACAUUGGCUCUUUAUGAUACCGACGUUUUCGGUUCGAUACCGCCUGAGCUUGGACUGUGUUUGGAGAUGAGGAAUUUGUAUUUGCAUAUGAACAAGCUCACUGGUUCAAUACCUUCUCAACUGGGUAAGUUGCAGAAAUUAACCAGCUUGCUUCUUUGGGGGAAUUCAUUGUCUGGUAAAAUACCUCCAGAGAUUUCGAACAUUUCUUCACUUGUUGUUCUCGAUGUCUCUGCUAAUGAUCUUUCUGGUGAGAUUCCUGGUGAUUUGGGAAAGCUAGUUGUUCUUGAACAGCUUCAUCUUUCAGACAAUUUGCUUACAGGAAGUAUUCCAUGGCAGUUGAGUAACUGUACAAGCUUGACCGCUCUUCAGCUUGAUAAGAAUCAAUUAACAGGUACAAUUCCAUGGCAGGUUGGUGAAUUGAAGUACCUGCAGAAUUUCUUUUUGUGGGGGAAUUCUGUUUCUGGUACCAUACCAUCAUCGUUUGGAAACUGCUCUGAGCUCUAUGCGCUUGAUCUUUCAAGGAACAAGCUUACCGGAUCAAUCCCGGAAGAGAUUUUCGGUUUGAAGAAGCUGAGCAAGCUUCUUCUUCUUGGGAAUUCAUUAUCCGGAGAAUUACCAAAAAGUGUCUCAAAUUGUCAAUCACUAGUCAGGUUGAGGCUAGGAGAGAAUCAACUUUCUGGUCAAAUCCCAAAAGAGAUUGGUCAACUAGAAAAUCUUGUUUUCCUUGAUUUGUACAUGAAUCGUUUCUCUGGUGGACUUCCUCCUGAGAUUGCCAACAUCACAGUUCUUGAGCUAUUGGAUGUUCAUAACAACUAUAUAAGUGGAGAAAUUCCUUCACAGCUUGGAGAGCUUGUGAAUUUGGAGCAGCUUGAUCUUAGCAGGAACAGCUUCAGUGGUAGCAUUCCAUGGAGCUUUGGAAAUUUCAGUUACUUGAACAAGCUCAUCCUCAACAAUAACUUACUCACGGGUUCAAUACCAAAAUCUAUUCGAAGCUUGCAGAAGCUUACUCUGCUUGAUUUGAGCUUCAAUAACCUUUCUGGUGAAAUCCCACCUGAGAUUGGUUAUGUGACAAGCUUGACAAUCAGUUUGGAUUUGAGCUCAAAUGGAUUUACUGGUGAAAUCCCCGAGACAUUUUCUGAUUUGAAGCAAUUACAGUCCCUUGAUCUUUCUCAUAACAUUUUAUUUGGAAGAAUCAAGGUUCUUGGUUCCUUAACUAGUCUCACUUCUCUUAAUAUCUCCUACAACAAUUUCUCGGGUCCUAUUCCGGUUACACCAUUUUUCAGAACCAUAUCUUCCGAUUCAUAUCUGCAGAACCCAAAACUUUGUCAAUCUGUUGAUGGUUCUACUUGUUCUUCAAGUCUAACGCAAAAGAAUGGAUUGAAAUCUGCAAAAACCGUGGCAAUAAUAUCUGUGAUUCUGACUUCAGUUACCAUAGCGGUUCUUGCUUCAUGGAUUCUUGUUGUGAGGAAUCAUAGGUAUAUGGUAGAGAAAUCUUCAACAAACGCAGCUUCUUCACCAGGAGCUGAGGAUUUCUCUUAUCCUUGGACUUUCAUACCAUUUCAAAAGCUCAGUUUCUCCAUUGAUAACAUCCUGGAUUGCUUGAAAGACGAAAACGUGAUUGGGAAAGGUUGUUCUGGAGUAGUCUACAAGGCAGAAAUGCCUAAUGGUGAAUUGAUUGCUGUUAAAAAGCUGUGGAAGACGAAACAAGAUGAAGAACCCAUCGAUUCAUUUACAGCAGAGAUUCAAAUUCUUGGUCACAUCCGCCAUAGGAACAUUGUUAAGCUCAUAGGGUAUUGUUCAAAUAAAAGCAUCAAGCUUCUUCUCUACAACUACAUUUCAAAUGGUAACCUACAACAGCUAUUGCAAGGGAAUAGAAACUUGGAUUGGGAAACAAGGUAUAAAAUUGCAGUUGGUUCAGCUCAAGGUCUAGCUUAUCUUCAUCAUGAUUGUGUCCCAGCUAUUCUUCAUAGAGAUGUCAAAUGCAAUAACAUACUUCUAGAUUCCAAGUAUGAAGCUUAUCUUGCAGAUUUUGGCCUUGCAAAGUUGAUGAAUUCUCCAAAUUACCAUCAUGCAAUGUCCAGAGUAGCUGGCUCCUACGGUUAUAUUGCCCCAGAAUAUGGCUACACAAUGAACAUAACAGAGAAGAGUGAUGUCUACAGUUAUGGUGUGGUGUUGCUGGAGAUACUAAGCGGUCGAAGCGCAGUUGAGUCUCAAUUAGGAGAUGGUCUGCAUAUUGUUGAAUGGGUGAAGAAAAAGAUGGGAAGUUUUGAACCAGCUGUAUCGAUACUCGAUACGAAACUCCAAGGUUUGCCUGAUCAAAUGGUGCAAGAGAUGCUUCAGACGCUUGGAAUAGCUAUGUUUUGUGUAAACUCUUCACCCACCGAACGGCCUACCAUGAAGGAAGUUGUGGCAUUGUUAAUGGAGGUUAAGAGUCCACCUGAGGAAUGGGGAAAAACUUCACAACCACUAAUAAAACAGUCCUCAAAUCAAGGUUGAUUUUCUAUCAUUGAGAUAAUAAAGAAAAAAAAGAAUAGAAAAGAAGACUUUAGUAGUGAUUGAUUUUCUAUCUUUGAUAAAAGGGGGAAAAAAAUGGUAUUAUCAUGGAAAAUGUGGAGAAGUUUUAGUAAUUUCUUGAGUUGGGAUGAUGAUGGUGAUGGUAGGUUUGUUUGUACAGUUCUAAGCAUCAAUGUAGUUCAUCUUCUUCAUGUU
Molecule: messenger RNA, 4168 nt
Organism: Ziziphus jujuba (common jujube)
Lineage: Eukaryota; Viridiplantae; Streptophyta; Magnoliopsida; Rosales; Rhamnaceae
Product: LRR receptor-like serine/threonine-protein kinase RGI5
Exons: 2
Coding region: 668-3955 (1095 amino acids)
Biological process (GO): protein phosphorylation
Cellular component (GO): plasma membrane
Molecular function (GO): protein kinase activity; ATP binding; protein binding
Source: RefSeq, a predicted model, not a curated record